UUAAUUUUCUUGAAAGAUUGUUAAAUAGAACAUUAGAAUUUUAAAAACAUAAUGAUUUUAUUAUUUCGUUUCUUUAUAACUUUUUGUACAUUAUUCUAUUUAAUCUCUAAUGUUCAUUCAGAAUACGUUAAAGAAUAUGACACAUAUGAUGUAUUUUAUCCAAUUACCUUUCAAUGGCAACUAAAUAAAUGUCAACAGUUAAAUAUUCCAUUUCAAUACAGAAGUGCAAGAAUUCAUGAUGAGAAACCAUUGGGUAAACCAAAAGUCAUAAGAAAUAUACCUGGACUGGUAAUGUGUUUCUUUAACGCAAUAUCAUACGCAUUAACUGGAUCAACAAAAUACGGAAAAGUAUUACGUAGUAACAUACUCCAAUUUAUGCAAAAAUCAGAAAUUCACGGGGGAGAUGAUUGGCAAAAAAGUCAUAUUGAAUCAAUGCAACAUAACCUUAAUGAAUUCGCUGGAUCUGAUGAAAUCUUUGCAGCUGCAGAUUAUUUGCAAACAUCUAUAUAUGUCUUCUCUGAACAUAUUAGUGGAGAUUGGAUGUUUUAUAGUAAAGAAGGAUAUGAUGGUGAAAGAAUUAAAGAACCAAGCAUCUAUUUAUAUCACUCAGGGUUUGAAAUUACCGGCCAUUUUGAUUAUGUUAUUGAUGUGGAACAUAUACUUGAAUCUACUUUUUAUGAACCAACAUUUGAAAGUAUAUUUAUACCAGUACUAGGAAGUUGGCAAUCUGAGAAAAUGGCAGAACUUUUGGAAUCUAAAACAGUCGCUAAAAUAUUAUUCAAAAAUGAAAUUGUCAAACCCUUAGACACAAAUAUAGUAGAAGUAAUGGAAGAUAUACCAAAAGAUGGAAACAGUUUUUUCAAUUCUUUGUCUUAUUGUAUAACUGGUACAAUUGACCAUUCUGCAAAAUUACGUGAACUCGUAGUUAAUUUCAUGAAAGAAUCUGUAGUCAUAAAAACAAUUAUUAAUGACGAAAGCAUUCUCAAUGAUCGUAUAGAAAAUGUGUCAAAAGACCUGGUUUCUGUAGAUGGGCCUGUAAUAUAUGCAGCAGCUGAGUUAUUAAAAACAUCUAUAUACAUUUACUCUCAAGAUGAUCAAGAAUGGGAUUUUGUGAGCAAAAAUGGGCCAAAUGGAAAAGAAGUUUAUGAACAUUGCAUCUACUUGAAUAAUGUUGAUCAUUUCAAAAAUAUAUUCAAAAUUGUCCAAGAUGUAUAUAAAAAAAAAAGUUAUUUAUCUGAAUAAAUAUUCUAUAACUAAAUACA
Molecule: messenger RNA, 1262 nt
Organism: Daktulosphaira vitifoliae (grape phylloxera)
Lineage: Eukaryota; Metazoa; Arthropoda; Insecta; Hemiptera; Phylloxeridae
Exons: 7
Coding region: 52-1242 (396 amino acids)
Biological process (GO): protein deubiquitination
Molecular function (GO): cysteine-type deubiquitinase activity
Source: RefSeq, a predicted model, not a curated record